AGUUAAUGUUUUCUCUCAUAUUGUCCGGUGUGGGAGGGAACCUUCUGCUCUGUUGGCCCCCAUCACGUGACUCCCGGUCCGACCAAUGGGUGCCGCCUCUAGCUUUAACUAUGUUUAAUGUCAGAUUGCAAUAAACUAGAAGCUGUGUUGGUCGGGCCCGCGGAAAUGGGCGAUCAUAGUCUUCUUAAUCCCGGCUUUGUGGGACCACUGGUGAACAUCCACACGGGAGACGCCUUCUACUUUCCCAAUUUCAGAGCAGCUGCUGGAGGGCAGCUGUCCGGGCUGCCGUCUCUCCCAUACCCGCGACGGGACAAUGUCUGCUCGAUACCUUGGGCUUCCUCCGAGCCCUGCAAUGGGUAUGCCCAGUCUUACCUCGGCAGCCCAAUGCCCAUGAAUCCUUCCUUCAACCGAGCCUGCGAUUUAGCCAGACCGGAGGAAGGCAAGUGCUAUUACAACAGCGGUAGCGUCAGCAGGGAAGCUUGCUCGGAGAACGGCACCCUCAAGCGAGAGGACCGGCUGAGGGACAGCUCCAUAGCCCCAGACCAUGCAGGGCUCCAUAACGGCGUCAGCGGGUUCUCCAAGUACGAUUACCCGGGAGUCGAGGCUCUGACCCAGGACCCCCCUUCAUGCCAGUCCCUGGAAUCCGAUUCGAACUCGUCUCUGCUCAACGAGGGCGUCAAAAACUCAGAACCUCCGACCCUGUCAUCCACGAACACCCACGCAAUGUCCACGAGUGGGGGAGCGCCCUGGUACCCGAUGCAAACCCGCACCCGAAAGAAGCGAAAGCCCUACUCCAAGCUUCAGCUAGCGGAACUGGAGAGCGAGUUCGUGCUGAACGAGUUUAUAACCCGCCAGCGGAGACGGGAGCUGUCCGAGCGGCUCAAUCUCAGCGACCAACAGGUGAAGAUCUGGUUUCAGAACCGGAGAAUGAAGAAGAAGAGACUGCUAAUGAGAGAGCAAGCUUUGCCUUUCUUUUAAAACUUAAAAAAAACAAACCGAGCCGAACCGGCGAGCUGGGCUAGUUGCAGUAUACUGUGAGAUGACUGAAGUAUACCGAGGCUAUUUUGUAUUGUUAUUGUAAAGCACGUAUUCAUCCCUAUGUAACAAAAACACAAUACCAGCAUAAAUGAAUGAAUGUGAAGGCAAUUAAUGAAGAAAAAACACAUUGCAAGACAGAAAAGAAAACUGGCCGUUUAAAAAGAUUGCGUUUAUCUAAUGUGUUUCUAUUAUUAUUAUUAUUACAGUGAUGUUCCCCGUGAAUGAAGCAAGCAUGCAUUGAAAUUGUGCAGGAGUAACACGCGCGGGGUCUCUGCAUCAAUCCCCCCCCCCCCCCCCC
Molecule: messenger RNA, 1336 nt
Organism: Polyodon spathula (Mississippi paddlefish)
Lineage: Eukaryota; Metazoa; Chordata; Actinopteri; Acipenseriformes; Polyodontidae
Gene: hoxc12a
Product: homeobox C12a
Exons: 2
Coding region: 118-978 (286 amino acids)
Biological process (GO): regulation of DNA-templated transcription
Molecular function (GO): sequence-specific double-stranded DNA binding; DNA-binding transcription factor activity, RNA polymerase II-specific
Source: RefSeq, a predicted model, not a curated record